Delphinapterus leucas (beluga whale) is the source of this 12958-nucleotide messenger RNA. The record is from RefSeq and is a predicted model, not a curated record. Lineage: Eukaryota; Metazoa; Chordata; Mammalia; Artiodactyla; Monodontidae.
CCCGCCAGCAGUUGGCAGUGGGGGCGCUGGCGCGUCGGCCGCUCCGCUGUCCCGCCGGCAACCUCGGGCUCCCGGAGCCAGCGGUCCAGACGGCGGCGCCGCGCGGGGGGCCGGGAUCGGGCGGCUGGAGGCUGCGAGGCGGGAGGCGGCGGAGGAGGCGGAGGCCGGCCGGAGCCCCGAGCGCGCCCCAGUCUCGCUCGCAGCCCGGAGCUCGGGGCUCGGCGCCCUCCCGGCCCGCGUGCCCGCGCGGCCACAUGGCUCCUCUCCGCGCGCGGCUGUCCUGCCUGCUGCUCUUGCACUGUGCGCUCUGCGCCAACGCGGGCAGCAGGACCCCAGAGUUGCGCUUCUCAAGAAAGCUCAGUGACUAUGGUGUGACAGUGCCCUGCAGCACAGAUUCUCAGGGACGCUUCCUCUCCCACGUGGUAUCCGGGCCACCAGCAGCCUCCUCAGGGAGUACAGAGGUGGACAGACCACCCGCACCACUGUCACACUCCGGUCACCUGCGGGUGGCUCGAAGCCCACUGCGCCCCAAAGGAGUGACCUUGCAGCCUGGCAGCGGGGGGCGCUCCUCCCUCUACUUCAACGUCACUGUUUCUGGGGAGGAACUGCACUUACACCUGCGGCCCAACCGGCGGCUGGUGGUGCCCGGAGCCUCGGUGGAGUGGCAGGAGGAUUUUCGGGAGCUGUUCCGUCAGCCCUUGCAGAGGGAGUGUGUCUACACCGGGGGUGUCACGGGCAUGCCAGGGGCAGCUGUUGCCAUCAGCAACUGCGACGGAUUGGCGGGCCUCAUCCGCACAGACAGCACUGACUACUUCAUUGAGCCCCUGGAGCGGGGGCAGCAGGAGACGGAGGCCAGCGGGAGGAUGCACGUGGUGUACCGCCGGGAAGUCGUCCAGCAGGCGUGGACAGAGCCUCUUGGGGACCUUCACAAUGAAGCUUUUGGCCUGGGUGACCUUCCCAACCUGCUGGGCCUGGUGGGGGACCGGCUGGGAGAAGCAGAGAGGAAGCGGCGACAUGCCAAGCCGGGCAGUUACAGCAUGGAGGUGCUGCUGGCGGUGGACGACUCGGUGGUGCGCUUCCACGGGAAGGAGCACGUGCAGAACUACGUCCUCACCCUCAUGAACAUCGUGGAUGAGAUUUACCACGAUGAGUCCCUGGGGGUCCACAUAAACAUCGCCCUUGUCCGCUUGAUCAUGGUUGGCUACCGACAGUCCCUGAGCCUGAUCGAGCGUGGGAACCCUUCUCGCAGCCUGGAGCAGGUGUGUCGCUGGGCGCAGUCUCAGCAGCGCCAGGACCCCGGCCACGCGGAGCACCACGACCACGUCGUCUUCCUCACCCGGCAGGACUUUGGGCCCUCAGGUACGCAAGGGUACGCGCCUGUUACUGGCAUGUGCCACCCCCUGAGAAGCUGUGCCCUUAACCACGAAGAUGGCUUCUCCUCGGCCUUCGUGGUGGCCCACGAGACUGGCCACGUGCUCGGCAUGGAGCACGAUGGUCAGGGGAAUGGCUGCGCAGAUGAGACCGGCCUGGGCAGCGUCAUGGCGCCCCUGGUGCAGGCUGCCUUCCACCGCUUCCACUGGUCCCACUGCAGCAAGCUGGAACUCAGCCGCUACCUCCCCUCCUAUGACUGCCUCCUUGAUGAUCCCUUUGCACCCGCCUGGCCCCGACCCCCGGAGCUGCCCGGCAUUGACUACUCAAUGGACGAGCAGUGCCGCUUUGACUUCGGCACUGGGUACCACACCUGCUCAGCGUUCAGGACCUUCGAGGCCUGCAAGCAGCUGUGGUGCAGCCAUCCUGACAACCCUUACUUCUGCAAGACCAAGAAGGGGCCCCCGCUGGACGGGACGGAGUGCGCGCCAGGCAAGUGGUGCUUCAAAGGUCACUGCAUCUGGAAGUCGCCGGAGCAGACUUAUGGCCAGGAUGGAGGCUGGAGCUCCUGGACUAAGUUCGGGUCAUGUUCACGGUCGUGUGGGGGCGGGGUUCGAUCCCGUAGCCGGAGCUGUGACAAUCCCCCCCCAGCCUAUGGAGGCCGCCUGUGCUCGGGGCCCACGUUCCAGUACCAGGUCUGCAACGGCGAGGAGUGUCCGGGACCCUACGAGGACUUCCGGGCCCAGCAGUGCGCCAAGCGCAACUCCUAUUACGUCCACCAGAAUGCCAAGCACAGCUGGAUCCCCUACGAGCCGGACGACGACGCCCAGAAGUGUGAGCUGAUCUGCCAGUCAGAGGACACAGGGGACGUGGUCUUUAUGAACCAGGUGGUCCACGAUGGGACUCGCUGCAGCUACCGGGACCCGUACAGCGUCUGUGCCCGCGGCGAGUGCGUGCCCGUCGGCUGUGACAAGGAGGUGGGGUCCAUGAAGGCAGAUGACAAGUGUGGGGUCUGUGGCGGCGACAACUCCCACUGCAGGACUGUGAAGGGGACUCUGGGCAAGGCCUCCAAGCAGGCAGGAGCUCUCAAGCUGGUGCAGAUCCCAGCAGGUGCCAGGCACAUCCAGGUUGAGGAGCUGGAGAAGGUCCCCCACCACAUUGCGGUGAAGAACCAGGUCACAGGCAGCUUCAUCCUCAACCCCAAGGGCAAGGAAGCCACGAGCCGGACCUUCACUGCAAUGGGCCUGGAGUGGGAGUACGCGGUGGAGGACGCCAAGGAGAGCCUCAAGACCAGUGGGCCCCUGCCGGAAGCCAUUGCCGUCCUGGUGCUCCCCCCAGCUGAGGGUGGCCCCCGCAGCAGCCUGGCCUACAAGUACGUCAUCCACGAGGACCUGCUGCCCCUUAUCGGGAGCAACAACGUGCUCCUGGAGGAGACGGACACCUACGAGUGGGCACUCAAGAACUGGGCACCCUGCACCAAGGCCUGCGGAGGAGGGAUCCAGUUCACCAAGUACGGCUGCCGGCGCCGACGAGACCACCACAUGGUCCAGCGGCACCUGUGCGACCACAGGAAGAGGCCCAAGCCCAUCCGCCGGCGCUGCAACCAGCACCCGUGUGCCCAGCCUGCGUGGGUGACGGAGGAGUGGGGCACCUGCAGCCGGAGUUGUGGGAAGCUGGGGGUGCAGACUCGGGGAGUGCAGUGCCUGCUGCCCCUCUCCAACAGUACCCACAAGGCCAUGCCGGCCAAGGCCUGCCCCGGGGACCGGCCCGAGGCCCGCCGGCCCUGCCACCGCGUGCCCUGUCCAGCCCAGUGGCGGACGGGAGCCUGGUCCCAGUGCUCCGUCACUUGCGGAGAGGGCGUCCAGCUGCGGCAGGUGGUGUGCAGGGCCAACGCCAGCAGUCUGGGGCAGUGUGAGGGGGACAAGCCGGACACGGUCCAGGUCUGCAGCCUGCCCGCCUGCGGAGGAAAUCUCCAGAAUUCCACAGUGAGGGCUGACGUCCGGGAACUUGUGACCCCAGACGGGGAGUGGGUGCCACAAUCUGGGCCCCUAGAUCCCAUAAACAAGAUAUCAUCAACGGAGCCCUGUGUGGAGGACAGGUCCAUCUUCUGCCAGAUGGAAGUGCUUGAUCGCUACUGCUCCAUCCCUGGCUACCACCGGCUGUGCUUUUGGGGCUGUGACACUUUUCACCCCAUGAAGUGGGUCUAUGAGGAAGAAACAGAUCAGGGAAAGCCCUAACCGGAGAUACCUCAGCAAGCAGCCCAGGUGACCGAAUCAAACCUCUCAGGGGCUCCUGGCUGUCUCUCCUGCCAGGACUGAGGGCCAGCUAAGUCCCCCCAACACACACACACACACACACACACACACACACACACACAGCCACCAGGCCUCACACUGCCUCCCUUUGCCAGAAAUUGUGGGGACCCCUGUGGAGACCCCGAGUACCAGGCUCCUCUGCCAAGAGGGGCAGAGCAGGGCCGGGGAAGGUCGGGGGAACCCUCACAGGGUGGUCCAAGAGGAAGUGGGCUGGGGCCGAAUGUGGUCGUGAGGCUCCAGCUGCAGGGCUAGGGUGGGCGGGAGGCCGGUUCAUCUCACACCCAGCUCUUCAUAGCGAGAGCUCCAGACACCUCCUCUGGCCAUGGCCAAAGGGCAGAGUCCACCUUGCACUUGCUGGCUGGAGGGCCAUGUUGGUGGCCACCUCUGCCCCUGAAGGUGGCACUUCCUAUUACUUCCGGUGCCUCCAGUUUACAGGUGGGCCUUUUAACCUCACCCCAGGCCCCCCUGAGAAGGGGGCUCUGGACACUCUGGAACAUGUGUCCUCAUCAUCCAGGGGGUCCCCAGCUGGUGCUAGGCCCCCUGGCUGGACCAGGAACGGCAACUGUGGUCAUCACUCCGGCGCGUGAAGAGAGCACGGGCUGGAAGGUGACUUUGUGGGGCACAGAGGAGACGUGAGUUCUCAGGCUGAGCCCUGCCAAUCAUUGCCCUCUACCAAAGACCACUCCUGCUGGAGUCAGGCGUCUUCUUCUCCCACCCGGCUUAAGCUGGACUGGAGGUCCAUUUGUGGUACUGGGUGCGGGUGCGGGGGUGACCAGGCUCCAGGGCUGAGGACCGGAGUCCACUCAUAGCCGGGUCCUGGGGAUGACAAGGGCCAAGUGCCCCAGGGCAGGACGUGAGCAUCUGCCCCUCGUGCAGGUGGGGAGGAGACAGCACUGUGGAGCCUCAGCUGCACCCAUGUUACCUCCAAGGGCAGGUAACUUCCCUGGGCCCUCUGGCUCUCAGGAAGCCACCCGGUUCCCGGGACCUCUCCCAGGGAUGCUCACUCAGUCAUGCAGAGGGUCUCCCAGACUCCUCAGCAGGCCGUAGAGGUGCUGGCUAGUUCUCCUGUUCCAGGGCAAGGGGGCCACUCUGAGCCAGGCUAGAGGAAUAGGAGCAGUGGGCCCCGGGCGGCAACCCCCGGAGAGUGGAGGCCCUAGAGGGGCUCCCCAGGUGCCCUCUCCGCCCGCUGCCUGCCCCCUCCCGGCAAGGCUGGGGCACACACUGAACCAUUCCUGCGUGACCCAGCCUGCCUGUGUUAAGUGCCUUUGAGAUCCAGAUCCUUACAAUUUUAUGUAUUUAUUAACAUUGUCCUUGGUGUUUGUUUUGGACCCCAGAACGUUGUGCUGUGUUUUUCUUUUUCUCUCUGUUUUAGUGGAAAGGGCCAGCAAAGCCAGAGCUCUAAUGUGCUGGGCUGGUAAGAUGAUUGGGGUUGGGGGUGGAGAGGGAGGGAAGAGAGCCACGAGAAGACUCGGCCCCCAGCCUCCCCGCCAUGGCCCUGCUUGCUCUGGGGCUCCUCUAAACACCACCUUAGGGUGGAGAGGCAAGAACGGGCCUGGGGGUCCUACUUAGGCUCCUCCACCAAGUAGCUGUGUGACCUUGGGCAAGUCACCGUCCAGAGCUUGGUCCAAAGGGUGGAAGCACCUGGGAGGUAAUUUGGGGGUCGGCAUAGGGAAGGACGUUCUAAUGAACUUUCAAACACACAGGGGGUGUCUCCCUUGGAAGGUGGUGAGCGCUCUUUCCCUGGAAAAGUCCGUGCAGGAGGAGGAUGCCAGACAGGAGGUGGAAGGAACGUGAUGCAUCUUACUGGGUAGGGAGGGCCAACAUGCAAGGUGCUGUAUAAUUUCAUACUACCCCUUGCCCAUGACAGACAUCAUUAAUCCUUACCACACCCUUUCAACGAGUGUAUCACAGGCCCCUCCCUGACAUUUGUGGGGCCCAGGGCAAGAGGAGACCCCUGUCCAGGGACCUCACACACCUGUGUGUGUCUAGGCCUCAAGUCCAAGCUCCAUUUACAUCCCUGUGCAAACAGCUUCCCCUUGGAAACUGCCCCUUCUAAACAGCUACCACUUGGGCCUAGAGGUGCCUACAUGGUGAGCCAGUCACACCUUAGGGGAACUGACCUAGGGAGAUGCUACCACAGGCCCUAGAUUUGGGACCAUUCGGGCGGGGCAUUCUGUGGGCCAUUGUACUCAGAGUGUAGCCUGCAAGGAGGGAGAUCAUGGACCCUGGGUGGGCACAUGCCCUUGGUGCAGUGCAGUCCUUGCCAUGGUGGGUAGUAUGGGUGGAGUGGGGCCCUCUAAGAGCCCCAGCACCCCAGCUCUGACAGCAGUCCUGGCACAUUUCAUGGGGCAGGGAUAACACAUGGAAACACAUGCCGAUGCUUCCCCAUCUCUUGCCCAUGGCAGACAUUGCCAAUCCAUCAGUGCCUUCUGCCCCUAAGAGUCCUUCCCAGAGUGUUCCAGGUACUGACCUCUGAUCAGCUGCCAUCAGCAGGACAAGGAGUCCUAAUAAAGAGGAUAAUACUCGGCUGCCUGUACCACUCAUGCCGGUGGCAGGGCGAUCAUAAAUGGAAACAUCUUUGGCUUUGACGAGGCGCCCAGCAACAGGGAAGUAACGUUCUUGGGGGCACAAAACCAGACGCACAAACAGCAACCGCCACCACAGACACUUACAGCAUUUCUUCUGGUAGUUCUGCGAUUUGCUGCCUGAAUUGUCAUAGUUAGUAAUGAGCUGUGACUCAGGGAAACCUCAGCUGCGGGGUGGCCCUGGUGAAGUGUAGAGGAUUGGGAAGCAGCUAAGGAAGAGGGUUUUUAUCUUCUUUCCCACAAUUUAAAGUAUUAUAACUAACAAGGCUACACAAUUUUUUUUGGUAUGAGAAAACCAGGUUUAUCUGCUGUUGUCAGUUCUAGAGUAUUGCAAACAACAAGAUCAUAGAUUUAAAAAAAAAAAAAAAAAGGACAGCUCAUCCGGCCGUGCCACAGGAGUGGGCCAGAGUCAGGGGUUUAGGCUCCUCUAAGCCCCCAGGCCUCCACCUGUGGAAUCCUUCCCCUUUUCCAGUCUCCCGGUGGCCCUCCCAUCCCUGAGGGGACUGUGGUCUUGGAAGCCCAGGCCACGGCCCUGACCAAAAGUUACCUACACCCUGUUUAGGAUGCAGAACGCUACAAGAUAUCAGUCCUACCCUAACGAUGAGAAGAAGCUAAUAAUCUACAAAGUCAUACCUCUUAGCCCCAGGUGGAUUAAAUUUCAGAGGGUGACAAGUCCCUAGAAGAGAGAGGGCCCAUGCACUCUUCCACCUCUGGCAGAACAUGGAAGAGCAUGGAAGAAAGUGGUCAACAGAGAAGCAGAAAAUGCAACUGAAAUUUUAACAGAUUUUUAAAGGUUAGGGUGACAAUUUGGAAUCAUAGGGAGCCCCGUGCGCAGGGCAGUCUACACCUACUCAUCCCCUCUUCUCCGCAGGCCUCCUCUGGAUGCACACGAGGAGUAUCUGGGGCAGGACAGGAGAGCCUCGACAGCAUCCCCGGGGGCUCCAACCAAGUUUGAGAGUGCAAAUUAAGAAAGCAAUACCUGUUCACAGUGCAUCAGGACAUAAAAUACCUGUACAUGAAAAACUAUAAUGCCUUGCUGAGAGAAACAUGAGAAUAUCUAAAAGAAGCCUCAAUAUUGUUAAGAUAUCAAAUUCUCCCCAAAAUGAUCUAUAAAUUUAAUGUUAUUCCACUCAAAAUUCCAGCAGACUGCGUGUUUUUUAGAAAUUGGCAAACUGAUGAUAAAAUUUUUAUGGCAGAUCUAGAAUAUCCAAAACAAUUCUGAAGAAGAACGAAGUGGGAGGAUUUACGCUACCUGAUUUCUAGGCUUACUGUGAAGCUAUAGUAACCAAGACAGUAAGGCUUUGGUGUAAGAACAGACUCACAGAACAAUGGAACAGAAUAGAAAGUCCAGAAAUAGACUCACACAAUCGUGGUUAGUUCUCAACAAAGUGCCAAGGUAGGUCAAUCAGGACAGGGUAGUCUUCCAAUAAAUGAUGCUGGAAAAAUGGAAGAUCCGCGUGGAAAAAAAUAAAUCUGAACCUUCACCUCAUAUCAUGUGCGAAAAUUGACUCAGUCAAAAUGGAUAAUCGACUUAAAGGUAAGAACUAAAACCAUAACACUUGCCGAGGAAAAACAUUUUUAAAAAUCUUUGUGACCUUGGGUUAGACAAAGAUGACAAUAAAAGUAUAAACCAUAAAAGAAGAGCUUGACAAAUUGGACUUGGUCAAGACUAAAAACUCCUACUCUUCAAAAGACAGUGGUGAAAAAAUGAGAAGGCAAAAAACAGAAAAAAACGAAACCCCACAAGCUGGGAGAAGAUAUUUUCACAUCAUAUAUCUGAUAUUGGACUUGUAUCCAGAAUAUAUAAAGAGUUCUUAACCCCCCCAAAGAAUGGACAAAAGAUUUGGACACUUUACUAAAGAUAUACAGUGACAAAUAGAUACAGGAAAAGAUGCUCAACGUCAUUGGUUAUUAGGGAAAGGCCCAUUAAAACCACGAAGAGAUCCUACUUCCUACCCAUUAGAACAGCUAAAAGUAACAAGAUUGACCACAUCAAGUAUUGGGAGGAUGCUGGGCAACUGGAACUCUCAUGCAUUUGGGUGGGAAUGCAAAGUGGUAGAGCCGCUUAGGAAAACAUUUGGACUGCUCCUUAUAAAGUUGAACAAUACACUUACCUACAACCCAGCAACGACUGCCCUAUGUACUCACACAAGGGAAAUGAAAACUUUUGUCCACAAAGCAACCUGUAUGCAAAUGUCCAUUAACAACUUUAUUCAAAAUAGCCUUCAGCUGGAAACAACCCAAACGUAUAGCAAAUAGUGAAUGGAUAAAUAAACUGGCGUAUCCAUACAACGGACGGAAUACUACUCAACAAUAAAAAGGCGUGAGCCACUCACACGUACAUGCAUGCAUCAACACGCACAGAUAUUCACAGCGUUCUGCGAAGUGAAAGAGCCAGGCCCCAAGAGACUACACACCAGGCCUCAGCAGCGGCCUCCGGGACUCCUGGCUGCGUGCUGCUGGAAGAAACGUGCACGGACAGCCAGAGGCGCCUCGGCAGACCCUCCGCUGCUGGGCGAAGGUCCUGUUCCUGCUGCCAGGACUCCCUGGGAGGGGGUGGCCACCAGGGCUGGCGGCGCCUCAUCGCUCCCAGAGAGGUGGAGGCAGCAGGGCGCCCGCCAAGCUCAGAGUCCCCCUGGGACAAGCUCAGGGAGGCAGGGGGCCUGGCUCCACACCAGCUCUUGGACCCACAUGCAGCCUGCCAGGCCACCGCCUCCCUUCCGGCCUCAGCUCCCUCAUUUGCAAAAUGGGGAUAUGGAACGACUCACAAGGUUGGUUUAGAGCAAAGGAGAAAGUGUCUAUGAAAGUGCUUAGCAAGUGAGGAAUUACUAUUGUUCCUAAAACUCUGAUGAUGGAUAAUAACAUUAAAGAGAGCUGGGGGUGGGGCCGUUCAGUUCUGCCUCACAGGGGUCCUGCCAAAAGCCAUCCAGUGGCUUCCAUUGCCCUUAGGGAGAAGGCCGAAAUCCUUCCCGCAGCUGCCAAGGCCCUGCCGGUCUUCCUCAGAGGUUGUUUCUCCAACCUCUGCUUCAGAGAAUUUGGUGCACUUGUGAGUUGAUCUCCGUGGUGACUGAAUAAGGCCUGUCUGCCCCCUAGACCGUGAGCCCAUGACGGCGGGACUUGCCCUUAAUAAAUGCAGCAUUUGCAGGAUAAACAGGGAUGCACAGAGGUGGUGGGUUCCCUGCCUCCCUUCAAAUUCCCACAGGGCUCCCUAGAUUCUUCCUGGGGACCGGGCCCUGGAAACCAAGAGGCAGCUGGAAGCCAGGAGAGGGGGUGAGCAGCCCGCCGGGCCUUGCAGCUGGAGGUCGUGUCUCCUAGGAGGAGCCUGUCACUGGCUGGUCGAUAUGGCCACUGAUGCACUGAGAAUAAAGGGACCUGUCCAAGGGAGGCAUCCAGAGCUAGAAGGUGAGCCCCAAUGGGGGCUCAGCCCCAGAGCGUCUGGGCCCUGCACCUAGGAGGCCGGUGAGUGAAGGGACUUAGCCCUAAGUCUCCGGGCCAGGCCGAGACAGGCGAGGGGCAUUUGCUGGGUAAGCGGUGAGGAGAGGGGGUGCUUCCCACCUGCAGCCCCUCCAGCUAGCUCCCCAGGUUCCCGGGGCACCCUCUGCUGGGGGGGGUGGAGCUGGGUGGGGUGGAAGAGGGAUGUUGGGGGGCAGCCUUGCACCCCAGCUCGGGAGGGCUGGGGCUCCAGGGUGCGCGGGUCCCACCUCGCUGUCCUAGGGAAGGGUGUUCCUUCUGUGGCCCCUUGACCUUCCCACCCACACCGGGCACUGCCAGGCUGGCACGAGGCUUCCACCAUGUUGCAGGGUAAUAAAUCUCACGCUUCACUGAGGCCCGAAUUGCAGGACUGCACUUUAUCUCAGCGUUGUGCUGUAGGAAAGAAAAAAAAUCUUUGGGAUUCAAAUGUAUGAAAGUCUCAUCCUGUUCUAAACGUAACUAGGGGAGCUCACUAAAGAAACCUCAGGAGGCUUUGAUAGAGCAAUCACCACUGACAAAAGAAAUGUCACUGAAAGCAAAUGACUGGAGCCACUCUUGCCUUCUAAUUGAGCAGCAGAAUUUGUAUCACCGAGGGAGCAGCCAGAGCCUUGUCACGUUCCCGGAAACAGCCAGCCUCCGUGGGGCAGCCUGGCCUCUGGUCCCUUUCUUGCUGGAAACCACCUCCUGGUGGACCUCCAGGCUGUCCACCUGAGACGACCAAGCAGGCAGAGGAAGAGGGGAAGACACAGAGCCUCUUGACCUGGAACUCCGAGGAACACCUGUUCCCUGCAUCACUUCAGACUGCAGCGCUGCUGAGAAAGAUCUCAUCUGUUCACAACCUACCCGCAAAAUACACAGGCCCUGGGCUGUCUGGAGUGCCCAUUUCCUGCCCUGUGGAGAUCCCUGGACUCACGGAGGAAAGUGGCCGCUAUAGCAUGUGGGUGAGUAGCCCUUGCUGCCCCAGCAGGAAAGAGCAAAAGGACGCAUCAACGGAAAGGCUCGUCAGUUCUGUGGGUAAGCCUGUCGCUUUGUGACUGCAUGAGCCAGUGGUUGCUAGGUUACCUCUGCCCCACAACUCCAGAAGCCCGGCACCCCUCUCCUCACCCCCAUCCAGCUUCUCUUACCCUUCCUGGAGGGUCAGGAAGGCUCGCUCUAGGACCUGCUUGCCUCCCUCCAAGCUCCCUUUCUAUCUCCCAUUCAGCGCUUUCAAUGGGGACCAAGGGAGAAAAUGAGAAUCAGGGGCUGGUUUCAGCCAGCGAGCAUCAGGCAGAGAGAGAAAACCUGGCAAAAAGUUUGGUUGGGCUGGGUGCCAGCUCUGUCAGCCUGACCGGGCUGUCUGCCACCACGGAGGGGGUCUGUCUCCAUGCGUCCUAUUUCUGGGGAUUGAUUCGCAGAGAGCUGUCUCUUAGAUGGAGAGGAGGAGGCCGCCAACAGGAUCCAAAGCAUCCCUGCAGCCCUACUCUACGCAGUUUAUUGUAAAGGGUUAUUAUAAAGGAUACAGAUGAACAGCCAGAUGGAGAGGUACCUAGAGCAAGAUCCCGUGUACAGGAGCAUCUGUCCCUUUGGAACUGGGGUGUACCACUCCCAACAUGUGGACCUCUCACCAACCUGGAAGCUCUUCAAACACCAUCCUUCUGGGGUUUCGUGGAGGUUUCAAUAGGAUGGUCAGUUACCUGGUAACGUGUCAUCUGAACAGGACUCACAGCUCUGGAGCUGGCAGCUAUAGACUGGUCUAAGUCAGCAGUCAGGAAGCUUACCCAACGUGGAAAAGCAGGCAUCAGAGAAGAGAGAAUAAGUCUGAGCUCUCCAGAAAGAUCUAAGAUCAUGGCACCAGACAAGUUUCCUACAUUCAUCCCUUUUCGACUUACAUGUCCCUUCUUUGACUCCCAUCCCAAGUUCUCCCCUCAUACUCUCUUUGAAUACCCAAUAAUUCUUACAAUCUCAUGUAUCUCUUCUGCAAGCCUGUCAGCUCCAAGAGGUUAGAGGCCACAUCUAUCUUGUUUAUCACCAAGCAUAGGGCCUUGCUCUGCAUGGUGGUUACAUGGGUAUAUUUGUUUUGUACUAAUUCAUCAAACUCCUGGUGCAAUGCCUCAUGCCCAAUAAAUAUUCAUUGAAUGAAUGAAUAGAUGAAACAGAGUCUAAGGUAGUUAUUCUUCGUAUUCACCCCUUACAUGCCUGAGUCCUCGCCUCAGAAGUCCUACCCACUGUAUGCUAGUAUUUGUCAACAAAACAGCUCUAGUGACAGGGAGCUCUCUACUGCCCAAGGUUGCCUGUCCAUUUUCUGUGUAGUCCUGUUGGCUAGAAAGUUCUUCUUAAUAUUGAACUAAAAUAUAUCUCCUUGAAGCUUCCAGUCAAUAUUCUUGAUUUAUUCUUACAGUCACGUAAAUCAAGCCUCGGCCCUCUUUGUGAUGACAACUCUGUAAGAGCCCAUGGCAUGUUAUGCAACUCUAAGUAACUCCACAUGACUAGGGAAACCAGAAAUCCCAGAUGGCGCAACACAGCCCAGGUUAUUACGCCUGCAGUCCCAGAAAACUUAUUAGUUAUGUCCUCAGUCUCAAAAGUGUCCCAGAUUGGAUGAUUAAUUACAUAGUUACUCUAAUGAUGCCUGGGGUAUAAAGUCUGAGGGUGAGGUAGAGAUGGGGGAGAUGAAGGCAGAGAGAGGCAGGGGCUGAUCAUAAGGGGCCUUGUGGACCAAGUUCAAGAAGAACAUUCAAUUAACUGGGCCUUGUCUGGUACCUUCCCUUGGAGGGCAUCCUCUCCAGAUAUGAUCUAAUUCACAGACAGAUCAGUACAUCCAUUGAUAGAUGAUUAUUGCUAUGGAUUAUCAUUUAUGGACGACAUCAGAGAUGGACGCCCUCUCCUUCUACCCUGACCCUGAGCUCCGGAUAUAGCUGCUGCCCGCCCAGCUGCCCGAAGCCCAGCUCCUCUGAAGGGGAGGCACUGAAAGGACGCCUGGAAGAGGAAGAUGCCGAGUACGGACCUUCUGAUGUUGAGCCGCAUUCUAAAUUUAAGGAAGCCAGGAGUGAAACCACUCUAAGACACUGAGGUCGUGAUCCAUUUAGAGGGAUGCGGAGCCAAUUUAGUGCGCCAAGCCUUUGAAAAAAGAAGGGAGAAAUAGAAAAGAAAUAAGGCCUUUGAGCCCUACUUCGAGAUUUUGGAAGUGUAUUCCACAAAGGCCAAGAAUUAUGUAAACGGGCAUUGCACCAAGUAUGAGCCCUG